This is a messenger RNA of Schistosoma bovis, 694 nucleotides long. The record is from the annotation of a GenBank genome assembly. Lineage: Eukaryota; Metazoa; Platyhelminthes; Trematoda; Strigeidida; Schistosomatidae.
AUGACUUCAGGAAAUGAACUUUUUGGUGAAAUGAAAAACCGACUAAAAUUAAGAUCAAUUGGACAUUCAGAUACUAAAGAAUCGCCUUCAGAAAUGUUGACGAACAAUGCAGUUGAACAGCAGGAACCAUCUUCACAUGACAAUACUUCUUCUAGCAUGUCAGCGAACUCCAGUCCCAGAUCAUCAAUAUAUGAUGAUUUUGAACAAUCUGAUUCGAAAACAGUAUCAGAUAUUUUAUUGGUGAGCUGUUUAUUAUCUAUUGGUGACUUACAAGUUUCCACUUGUAAUCCUAAACUAUGUAAACUUCAAUUACGUAACCAUUUCUCACCUAACUUUCUGUCGAGAAAGUUUUUCUGAUCUUUUGGAGAAUUCAAAGUACAUGAAUCAUCGGUCGUACACUACGGUAUCAAUUUCUACUAAAUAAUUAAAGAAACUGUUUCCAGAUUGAGAUUUAUAAAUAAUGGGGAUAAAAGUGUGAGAUCUACAAGUGGGAAGUAUAGUGUUUCACGUAUCUUAUAUGACACCCAGUAUUAUCUAACAUCAUGUUAGGGUUUUUUCUUUAUGUCAACAGACAGACAUCAUUUUCAAUGGAAAUAGCAUUAGGACAAUAAUAGUAUAUUUUAUGAGUGCGCAAAGACGCUACGAUUUUGUUUUCGUUAUAGGGACCUUGUCUGAGUUUUGAGUAGGUCGAUGG